AUGAAGGCUCUUAUUCUUCUGGCUCUGUUCGCAGCAGCAUAUGCUGCUCCCAUUGAGGAUGACAAGAUCGUCGGAGGCUACGAGUGCAGAAAGAACUCUGUGGCCUACCAGGUGUCUCUGAACUCUGGCUACCACUUCUGUGGAGGCUCCCUGAUCUCCAGCACCUGGGUGGUGUCUGCUGCUCACUGCUACAAGUCUCGCAUUCAGGUGCGUCUUGGAGAGCACAACAUCGCUGUCAAUGAGGGCACCGAGCAGUUCAUCAACUCUGCCAAAGUCAUCAAGCAUCCCAGGUACAGCAGCCGCAACCUGGACAACGACAUCAUGCUGAUCAAGCUGAGCAAACCCGCCUCCCUGAACAGCUACGUCCGCACCGUGUCCCUGCCCUCCAGCUGCGCCUCCGCUGGUACCAGGUGUCUGAUCUCCGGAUGGGGCAACACCAGCAGCUCUGGAAGCUACUACCCUGACCGCCUGAGGUGCCUGGACGCCCCCAUCCUGAGCGACAGCAGCUGCAGGAACUCCUACCCUGGACAGAUCACCUCCAACAUGUUCUGUGCUGGAUUCCUGGAGGGAGGCAAGGACUCCUGCCAGGGUGACUCUGGUGGCCCCGUGGUGUGCAACGGUCAGCUGCAGGGUGUGGUGUCCUGGGGUUAUGGCUGCGCCCAGAGGAACAAGCCUGGAGUCUACGCCAAGGUCUGCAACUACAACUCCUGGAUCCGCUCCACCAUGGCCAACAACUAAAGCAAUUAUUCUCCAA
This is a messenger RNA of Sphaeramia orbicularis (orbiculate cardinalfish), 754 nucleotides long. Its product is annotated as trypsin-3. The coding region runs from base 1 to 738 and encodes 245 amino acids. Gene Ontology annotation, molecular function: serine-type endopeptidase activity. Gene Ontology annotation, biological process: proteolysis. The record is from RefSeq and is a predicted model, not a curated record. NCBI's taxonomy places the organism in Eukaryota, Metazoa, Chordata, Actinopteri, Kurtiformes, Apogonidae. The transcript is spliced from 5 exons.